Molecule: messenger RNA, 3570 nt
Organism: Cydia pomonella (codling moth)
Lineage: Eukaryota; Metazoa; Arthropoda; Insecta; Lepidoptera; Tortricidae
Exons: 2
Coding region: 1-3570 (1189 amino acids)
Biological process (GO): DNA integration
Molecular function (GO): nucleic acid binding
Source: RefSeq, a predicted model, not a curated record
AUGCUACGCGACCGUCUUGUGUGUGGUAUGAACGAUCAUAAAUUGCAAUAUGAACUAUUAAAAAAGAAUAAACUCAGUUACAAAGACGUUGUCGAUGCGAUACUUUCGUCUGAGAGUGCGGAAAAAGACGUUCGUAUGAUCGUGAUAGGUAGCUCCGUUUCCGACGAAUCCACAUCGAGCGCGACGCCCAGCACCUUCGCGCAGGCGGCGGCGUCCACUACGCCGGAGCCCAUGGAUGUCAACGCUGUACAUUCCAAGCGCACUUCCGGCGGUACAAGCACCAGGUUGUGCUACAGAUGUGGAGAUCACCAUGGAGGAGAAUGUCGUUUCGCUAACGCAAUCUGUCGUUAUUGUAGGAAGAAAGGACAUCUGGAAAAGAUUUGCCUCGCUAAGAAAAAAGGGGGCAACAGGACCGUUAACUACACACACAUUGAUGAGGAGCAAGAUGAGUACAUCGGUGGUAUCUACAACGUGGACACGGACAAUCGCGUACCGCCGUUCGACGUGCAGGUGGCGCUAAACGGCGCGCUGCAGCGCAUGCAAGUCGACACGGGCGCCGCUUACUCGCUCCUCAACGAGCGCACGUGGCGCGCGCUGGCGCGGCCGCCGCUGAGGCAGCCGCCGAUCGCGCUGCGCACUUGGACGAGCGCGCCCCUCGAGAUGCUCGGGCAGACAACUCUUCAUGUGCAGUAUAAAGGCAUUGCUCGUGAUUUAAAUGUUUUUGUCGCUAAGGGUAAAGGCCCUAACCUUAUAGGCCGCGAUUGGUUUGCACCGCUUAAUUUCUCACUGAACAUUGACAGUGUAUUGAACUUAGACAUCGAUCAUAAUACGGAUACGAUCAUUGCGAAACAUAGUGAGGUAUUCAAAGACGGAUUAGGUACUUACCGAGGCCAACCAGUGUCCAUUCAUGUGAAACCGGGCGCUACGCCUAAAUAUAUCAAAGCGCGACCGGUACCAUAUGCUAUUAAAGAUCGUGUCGAAAAAGAGAUUGACAGAUUGGUCCACGAAGAGGUACUUCGCCCGGUGUCUUUUUCUGAAUGGGCGACUCCAGUCGUACCCAUUAUAAAAAAGUCAGGUGACAUAAGAUUGUGCGGGGAUUACCGCAGUACGGUAAAUCAAGCUACAGAAUCGGAUACCUAUCCGAUGCCGACUGCUAAUGAAGUUUUCGCUACCAUUGCAGGGGGCAAGUAUUUCUCAACACUAGACUUGAACCGAGCAUACACACAGGUGACCGUGGACGACGCGACGGCUAAAUUACUUACUUUGAAUACUUGCAAAGGUUUGUACUCGGUUCAUCGCCUAGCAUUUGGAGUCAAGGCAAGUCCGGGUAUCUUUCAGCGUUUGAUGACAGCAUUGUUAGCCGGAAUUCAGGGGGUAGCGGUCCUCAUAGACGACAUCAUCAUAGCGGGUCGCACUCUCUCCGAAAUGUGGCAACGUCUGGACGAGGUACUCACUCGUAUUGGCAAAGCUGGACUUCGGCUCAACCGCAACAAAUGUAAGUUAGCCAGACAAAAGGUUGAAUUCCUUGGAUACGUUAUUGAUGCAGUAGGUAUUCAUCCAGCGCCAAGUAAAGUGGAAGCUAUUAUAAACACUCCAGAACCGCAAAACGUGCACGAAUUACAGGCUUUUCUCGGUCUUUACAACUUCUAUGAGAGGUUCAUACCACAUAAAGCUACGAUGCUUGAACCUCUUCAUCGACUGCUCGACAAAACUCAAGCGUGGAAAUGGACAGUGAUCGAACAAACGGCAUUUGAAAAGGCUAAACACUUUCUAUCAUUUGAUAUGACUUUAGUUCAUUAUGAUUUAAAUAAACGUUUAUUGCUGACAUGUGACAGCUCGGAAUAUGGCGUGGGCGCAGUACUCGCGCACGUGAUGGACGACGGUCAGGAGCGCCCUAUAGCCAUGAGCUCGCGGACGCUACAUAUUCAUGAACGGCGUUAUUCUCAACUCGACAAAGAAGCAGCAUCGAUAAUGUUUGGCAUUCAAAAAUUCCAUAAUUAUUUAAUCGGACGUCACUUUACUAUUGUGACAGAUCAUAAGCCGCUACUAGGUAUUUUUGAUCCGAAGAAACCAAUGCCUGGCAUGAUAUCACCUCGACUAACGAGAAUAGCUCUUGCUUUAACCGCACACAGCUAUGAAAUAAUCUACAAGCCAGGGUCCCAGAUCGGACAUGCCGAUGGUUUAAGUAGAUGGCCACAGCCAGUGCCUGACCAACCAGAACAAGAUCUCAGCGAGAUUUUACUUAUAGCGGAAACACCUCAAGACUUCCCUUUUGAUGCUGAUCAGAUAGCAAAAGAAACAAAAAAAGAUACUACGUUGGCGGCUGUCAUGAAUCACAUAUACCGUGGCUGGCCUGCUAAAAUAACCGACAACGAGUUACGACCGUAUUGGCUUCAUCGUACAGAAUUAUCUCUACAGGAGGACUGUAUACUAUUAGGCUGUCGAGUGGUGAUUCCUCCUGCAUUGCGUAAAGCAACUUUACAAGUACUUCAUAGUACUCACAAUGGCAUUGUACAAACAAAAGCUCUGGCAAGGAGUUAUGUUUGGUGGCCACAACUCAAUGAAGAAAUUGAAAAGCUUAUUGGGAACUGUUCCAUAUGCCUGGAACAUCGGCACAUGCCACCUAAGACCAGUCACGAAUGGAUUACACCUACAAGGCCAUGGUCUAGAAUACACAUGGAUUUUGCGGGACCCUUCCAAGGAAAGAUUUUUCUGAUAGUUGUGGACUCUUAUUCUAGAUGGCCUGAAGUGUUCAUGGUCCCUAAUACAAGCUCGGCUACAGUCAUCAAACACUUGCGUGGGUUGUUUGCCACCCAUGGUUUAUGUGAAACUAUUGUGUCUGAUAACGGCACAGCAUUUACAUCGGUAGAAAUGGAGCAAUUUGUUCAGGCUAAUAAAAUAAAACAUGCUAAGACUGCACCUUAUCAUCCUGCCACGAACGGUUUAGCUGAAAGGAUGGUUCAGACCGUGAAAAAUAAAUUACGAAAAAUGAAUAAUUUGCCGUGGGAUGUGUUGAUUACUAACAUGCUCUUAGGUUUGAGAGCCACUCCUUGCUCGGCAACAAACAAAAGCCCGGCUGAACUACUUAUGAAUAGAAAGCUACGUACUUUGCUGGACGUGAUUCAUCCCAAUAAUAUAGUACAUAAAAAUAUAGAACAGCAAAUUGAUCGAAAUGCACAAGUGAAACGAAGAGAAGGUAACAUCGGUCAAAAAGUUAUGUACAGAAAUUAUGGAAAGGGUGCUAAAUGGUUACCAGGAACAGUAGUUAGUAAAGGUGGUCCUUCUAGUUACCAAGUUGAAGCUACAGAUGGUUCAUUAGUAAACAGACAUAUAGAUCAAUUGAUUAAAACUACAGCAGAGGACUCAACUGUAACUGACAGAGUGUUGCCUGAAGAUGAAGUGAUAAGGGGAGAAGGUACAACAGAUGAAGAUAAUAAUGAUAAGUGUACAGAGAUGGAUAGUACCAGUGAUGCUGAUUAUCAGGAUGAUACUAUCAUUGAAAUACCUAGCUCUAAUCAAUGGGCUGCUAUGCUGGGAAUACCUCCAAUUGAACCAAGUCAAUCUAUAUGA